AGCAGCUCAUACUGCUCGUGUGUCUGCUGCUGUUCCUUCUUCUUCUUCUUCUUCUUCUCUCUGCGGCGGGACAAUGCUCUGCAAAGGACACCCCUGCUGCUGCUCCUUUGAGAACUAUAAUCUGACCACUGAAUGGCUCCUGAACCAGACCAAUCACCGCCCAAAGGUGGCAGUGAUCUGCGGCUCAGGACUCGGUCUGCUAGCCGACGUUGCCACUGACAAGAAGAUCUUCAGGUACCAGGACAUCCCCAACUUCCCCGUCAGCACAGUCGCAGGUCAUGAAGGAUGUUUGGUGUUUGGGAUGAUCGAGGACACUCCCUGCGUCUUCAUGCAGGGUCACUUCCACCUGUAUGAAGGUUACUCUCUCUGCCAGGUGACGUUCCCCGUGCGGAUCUUUAAACUGAUGGGGGUGGAGACCGUCCUGGUGACCAACGCCUCUGGAGGAAUCUGUCCUGACUUUAAAGUCGGUGACAUCAUGAUCAUGAAAGAUCACAUCAACCUGCCGGGAUUUGCUGGACAACAUCCGCUGUGUGGACCCAACGACGAGCGGUUUGGGAUCAGGUUUCCCUGUAUGUCUGACGCGUACAGUAAGGAUCUGAGGCGUCUGACUCUGGACAUCGUCUCUGAGCUGGGCUGCAGUAAUUACGUCAGAGAAGGAGUUUACUGCAUGGUGAGCGGACCCAACUUCGAAACCAUCGCCGAGGCCAGAAUGCUGCGAAUCCUCGGCUGUGACUCCGUGGGUAUGAGUACAGUUCCUGAGGUGACGGUGGCAAAGCACUGUGGACUCAGAGUUCUCGGUCUGUCUCUGAUCACCAACAAGGUGUCUCUGGACUACAGUCGGGAGGAGAAGGUGAACCAUGAGGAAGUUCUUGAGAUCAGUAAAAUGAGGACGGAGGUUCUGCAGAAACUGGCCACCAUGAUCAUCACUCGCUGCCAGCAGCAGAGCAUCAACACACACUAACAUCAUCAACACAUGCUAACAUCAGCCGUCUCCUCUGUUACUUUCAUAACACUUUGAAUUUGUAACUUCCUGUUGAUGUUGUAUAACUGUGACUUCACAAUAAAAGUUUCUUUUAACGA
Messenger RNA from Scomber scombrus (Atlantic mackerel), 1080 nucleotides. RefSeq names its product purine nucleoside phosphorylase 4b (gene pnp4b). Gene Ontology annotation, molecular function: purine-nucleoside phosphorylase activity. The record is from RefSeq and is a predicted model, not a curated record. The transcript is spliced from 7 exons. Gene Ontology annotation, biological process: nucleoside metabolic process. NCBI's taxonomy places the organism in Eukaryota, Metazoa, Chordata, Actinopteri, Scombriformes, Scombridae. Bases 74 to 961 code for a protein of 295 amino acids. Gene Ontology annotation, cellular component: cytoplasm.